GGGAUCAUGUGGCUCAAUAUCUACCCGAUGAUUACUAGUUCAUGGCAAUAUUUGUAAUGUGAGUUCUCAGAGUGAAAAAAAUGGAGAGGCGGGAAGCAGCAGGAGGUGCUUUUGCCCGAAAAACCACCGAGCUGAAACAAUAAGGGACAUGGAUGAGCCUUGCUUUGAUACUAUUCGUCUGCAUUUUGCAAAUCAAGGUGACUGCGCUGGCGACCGACGAGUGACAGAUCCAGACAACACGCAGGUCAAAAAUGGAGAUUUCCAGCGACGAAAAUCGUGUGAAAGCAGCGCCCACGGUAGAAACGCUAGUGGACCCUUGGUUGGGCGACAAGAUUUCCGAAGUAACACGUCAUCCCUGGACAUAUUUCGAAAACAACGAUGCUCGAAAAUUUCGAAAAGAAGAAGUUCCACUGAUAUACUACUGGCUUAACGAGCCCUUUCCGCGUGAAAGUCCCGAGGAAGCUGGCUCUAGUGGUUCAGCCGCUAGGACAACAAAAGACGUAGAUAACCCGCAACAAGCAAUAAGAAUAACAAAGAAAAACACUGGAGAAAAAGUGUCUAGCAACAAGAAGCUCGAAUUCAGUCCAGUUGAUAGGGUUUUAGGCGGAAAGGAAGGUGUAUCUGCAGGAAACAAAUCGAGUUACGAAGGCGGGCAAGGAGCGUCAUCUAGAACGAGAGAGCAUUUCAAAGUCCCUUAUCCAGCAUCUUCAUCAACAUUUCGAGCAAAAAGUCCUGGCGUGAGUUCUGGAACCGCAUCAGCCUCAGCUUCGGGUGGAGGUGCGCUGCUGCGGACGAGGCGGCCUUGCUCAACAAGCAGCAAAAAGGACAUGACUGGUAGUAAGAAUCGCACGGAAGCAGGUACAGGGAUUACGAAGGGUCGUAAAAAUGAAUGCGCGGACAGCAGGGCGAUGGAGUCCACAAGGAAAAACCCUGCUCUGAGCCGAUCUACCGAUAGUAGUAAGAAGACUAGAACUGGUACUGCUACUGGUAGUUCGAUAGGGCCGUCUUCAAACUUCGGAGUCGCGUCCACGAGCAGAUCCGUGAAGUCAGGUUCAGCUGGGGACCCAUCAGGAUCACGGGUUAGAGCGUCACCUACGUCCACGACAGUCUGUGGUUCCGGAAGCCGGAAUAUUAAGUCAUCACCGACAAGCACACCUUAUGCAGCUAGUACAACCACGUCGUCAGGGUCAGGACUCGCAACUAAGCAAAUAGAGGAUAAGCCGAAGACACUUUCCUCAAGCAGUGCAGUCGUCGCAAAGACCAAAUCUCCUUCUGUCUCGUCACGAGUACGUCACGGAACCCUGAUUAGUACUAGUCAAAUACUGAGUUCGUCUUGCAGUAGUGUUCCUAAGAGGUCAUCCUCGGUUACGCCUGGACGAGCAGCGGCAGCGACUCAGGCAAGGCAAGGAAAACAGGCUGGACCACAAAGGGUUAAGAACUCACCCGACAUCACAUCCUCGUCGCCGUCGAGCAGACAAAGAGAAAGAUCUACGUCCCCUGGUAAAAAUGCUUUGAAUAAUAACAAAGAUGCUGAUCAGGACCAGGAAAGACUACCAAAUCCAAACGGUGCCACCGCAGAAGUUCUCGGGCUGCGCCUGCGGAAUCUGGAACAAAAACACCUGUUAGUGCAAGAAAAACGGCAAGAGGAGCUUGUGGAAAUGGAGGACUUGCUCGAUAAAUGCUGCCUGUUGGAAAGAGAAGCGAGUCUUUCCAAGCAAGAGCGCAUCCGUUAUGAGGCAGCACUAUCACAAAACCGAGUUGAAAUUGAAAUUUUACAGGCAAAGGUCGCAAUGUACAAAACGCAAGCCGCAAAAAUGGCAACGAGUCUGGACCAGGCUGACAUUGAACGCCGGGAAUUGCAGGUACGUGUACUCACUCCUUUUUCUCGAUCAUGUUAUUGAAGAUCAUUCUUGUUGCGACGAAAAAUACAUGGUAACCUCGUGGGAAGAGCGACGCUGUUCUAAGGAAAUCAUUUCUUUGUGGUUGUAAUGUUCAAGAAAAUGCCAUUGCUUAGUGUUCCACCUCAACAGCCUAUCAAGUUUUCCAAGCUCUAGCUUAAACUUAAUUUUAUGUGCUUUUGCAAGGACAUAUUGAUAUUUUUUGAAUGAAGAAAUAUUCAUUCUUGGACCACUGCUUGUGCUCUUAGACUUCUCCUUUUUCUAAUCAUGGAGUGACAUUUUUUUUACAGCGUACCGUUAGCGAUCAAGAACAGCGUGCAGCAGAGAAAGAAGCGCUCCUGCUAUACUACCAAGUCCGCGAACGUGAUGUGACAAUCCCGCUAGAAGAGGAAAGCGCCAAGCUUCGCGAAGAUACAAAGCGCCUACAAGAGCAAGUUGCUUUUCUUUCGGGCUUAUUGCUUGAGAAACAGGCAAUAAAUGACCGAAAAGAGGAGACGGAGUGGCCUCCGACGUCUAACUGAGAAAAAAGGCGCUGUGCGCUGGAACUGGAAGGGCGUUGACGUGGGUCUAGGUGAAAGUGAACAAUUGUGUAUAGUCUAAUGUAGCCGCGAUAUUUCCCAAUGCUGCUAACGAAGGGCAAAACCAACACGACUAGAACGAAGUAAAUGAGUCUCAUCAAUAUGAGGUCGUUGGUUCGUCCUCUCCUUCGCUGAUGUUGUUUGGUGCAUCUUCGAGCAUGUCUCGUUCUUCUGAAGUGUGGCAGUCAGAAGUCCGUGCGGCAACAUUCACAAAGUCCUAUUAUCGCGGCGAUUUUCCAUUGCAUCUCCUCCAACCGGAGGUGCUGAAGCACUUCUUUCCACGGCGGUGGGCCUUAGAAGCGCAGCUUCGUGAGCUUGUGCUUGUGCUUGAUGA
Molecule: messenger RNA, 2810 nt
Organism: Amoebophrya sp. A25
Lineage: Eukaryota; Dinophyceae; Syndiniales; Amoebophryaceae
Source: the annotation of a GenBank genome assembly